UAUAUUGGCUGAAUUUGCAAGGGUAUAAAGGUCAUUUUCAUCAUUUGUUGUUUCAAGAUACAAUUAUAAAUACUCACGCAAACAUUUAUGGAUCAAAGAGGGAGGAUAUAAGGGAAAGAGAGAGAGAGAGUAAUGGACAAUGAACAGCUUCUUCCCCGUCAUCAAUAUCAUCAUCAAGAUCCUAUCGAUACAUCUCUUCUAGCGUCUCUAUAUGUCGGACACUUCUUAGCCAGAUGGGGUGCCAGGACGUGGGAGUUUUCGGUGGGUUUGUAUAUGAUAAACGUAUGGCCAGACUCUUUGCUUAUGGCAGCGGCUUAUGGAGUGGUCGAGUCAGCAUCGACCACCUUAUUUGGUCCCUUUGUAGGCCAGUGGAUUGACAACUCAACAUACCCAAAGGUUCUCCGAAUUUGGCUAAUAACUCAAAACCUCUCAUUCAUCGUUGCCGGAGUCACGGUGGUCGGACUUUUAAUCUCUCCGGACUUGCGGGCCACCAACGUCACUGCAUUUACAUUGCUCGUCGUGUUGACCAAUCUUUCCGGCGCUCUUGCUGUUCUUUCAACUCUCGCCGGAACUAUCUUGAUUGAAAGAGAAUGGGUGGUGGUGAUAUCAGAAGGCCAUUCUUCAAACUUACUAACAACGAUGAACUCCAGAAUCCGGAGAAUCGAUCUCAUAUGCAAACUAUUUGCACCUGUCGUUACAGGAUUCAUCAUCAGUUUCGUGUCAUUAAUCGCAUCAGCUGCAAGUUUAGCAAUCUGGAACAUAGUCUCGGUUUUCUUGCAGUAUUGGCUUUUAAACUCCGUAUACAAAGGAAUCCCAGCUCUCCAAGAACGCAGCAAAAAACGAGGACUAAAAACCAACAUAGCUACUCAACAAGAACAUGCAUCCUCUUCUUCUACUUCUCAAGAACAACUUAUCCAACAUCAUAACACAGAAGAAGAUCUUUCAGAAGAUGUUUCAUCAAGUAAUCCAAUUGUUAGGAAACUCAUUCAAAGGGUUUCCAACAGUUCGUUUAUUCGUGCUUGGCGAGUUUACCUUCAACAAGAUGUCGUUUUGCCUGGAUUAUCUCUAGCGUUGCUCUAUUUUACUGUCCUCAGUUUCGGGACUUUGAUGACUGCGACAUUGGAAUGGGAUGGAAUACCAGUGUAUAUAAUUGGAUUGGGAAGAGGAAUAAGCGCUAUAAUUGGUAUUUCAGCUACGUUUUUGUAUCCUUCCAUGGAGACUCGAAUUUCAACACUUCGAACUGGACUUUGGUCGAUCUGGUCACAGUGGGCAUGCCUCUUGGCUUGUGUUGGCUCAAUAUGGGUUAAGAACAAUACCGCAUCGGCUUAUUUAUUGAUGGCUGGAGUUGCAGCUUCACGUCUAGGGCUAUGGACGUUUGAUCUAUCGGUUAUUCAACAAAUGCAGGAUCAAGUUUCUGAAUCCGAUCGAGCUGUUGUUGGAGGUGUUCAAAACUCGAUUCAGUCAUUCUGGGACUUGAUGACAUACAUCAUGGGGUUGAUUAUCUCUAAUCCCGAGGAUUUCUGGAAGUUGAUCUUGGUGUCGUUCUGGUUGGUGACAAUAGCAGUGAUUAUGUAUAGUGUUCAUAUUUAUCGAGUUCGGAAGCACCUCUUUCACUUUGAAAAACUGCUCAUGUUAUUUCGUAGAUACUUUGAGUGUGGUGAAGCUCCAGAGACCGAGAACCAUCUUUUUACUCAAUGCGGAAUAACAAAAGAUCUAUGGCAAAGAUUAUCUGGCUGGUGGUGGCUAUUGGAUCCAAAUGUACGUACGAUUGGGGAUCUCCUUAAUUGCAAAAAUCUGCUGCAAGGCCACAGGAGGUUGUCAAACAUUCAUGAAGGUAUCAUGUUAGUAUUUUUAUGGGUGGUUUGGAGUUACCGCAACUUGAAGUCGCACGCCUCAGGUGUUAAAUCUAUAUCGGUGUUGGCUUACGAGGUCCAAUCUUUCUCAUUAUUCUGGUUUAAUGCGAGGAAUAGAAAGGCUGCUGUCCUUAGAUGGAAUGAUUGGUGCUGCGAUCCCGUUCUGGAGUGCUACUCUAGAGUGUAG
This is a messenger RNA of Lactuca saligna, 2040 nucleotides long. Lineage: Eukaryota; Viridiplantae; Streptophyta; Magnoliopsida; Asterales; Asteraceae. The record is from the annotation of a GenBank genome assembly.